Molecule: messenger RNA, 4773 nt
Organism: Pseudonaja textilis
Lineage: Eukaryota; Metazoa; Chordata; Lepidosauria; Squamata; Elapidae
Source: RefSeq, a predicted model, not a curated record
GGCCCUCGGGCUGCAGCCCCCGGAGACGGAGCAGCGCUUGCCAGGCAGCCAGGCAGGAGACGGGCCUGGGCCCCUGGGCCCUGCAGGCAGAGAGAAGCCCCUGGUGGCGGCCCUGCAGGAGGACACGGAGUCCCUCGGCCGCCAGAGCCCAGCCUGCACCCUGCAGCUGGCACAAGGGCAGCUGCCCCUGGCUGAGCAUGCCGAGGUCCAGGCAGAGCUCAGCCAGUGGCUGGAGGAGGCCCAGCAGGCGGUGGCGGCCUUUUUGCCCGGCAGCAUCGUUGGCUGCAAUGCCUGCCAGGAGCAGCAGGAGGCACUGGAGGGUCUGCGGGAGGCCAUUGCCGAGCACAAGCCUCAGAUGGGGAAGCUGCAGCGCAUCGCCGCGUGGCUGGCCGAGCUAUGUCCGCGGGAGGCGACACCGCUCUGGCAGAGGCUGCAGGUGGCCGAGGAUCGGAAUGGCGGUCUCCGAGAGCAGGCCCAACAGGCCACCGCCACGCUGGAAGAGGCCCUCCCACGAUACAGCCAGCUAUCCGAGGGGCUGGAGCUGGUGGCCGGGAGUCUGGCAUGGCUGCAGGACCACACGCGGCACCCACUUGCUCUGCGGGGAGACCCCGUCUGGCUCCAGGAGCAGCUCUGGGAGAACAGCCUGCGGCUGGUGGAGCUGGAAAAGCUGGGCGUGGCCCUCGAGACCCUCCAUGGGCAGGGGGUGGAGCUUGAAGCCACCCUGCAGAGCACUGCACACCCAGCCGUCCAGGAGCGCCUGCAGGACCUGUGGAGUCAAUGGCAGCUGCUGGGGGAGCUGGAGAAAGAGCGCGAGGCCUCCCUGCAGGAACUCCUGGCCCUGGCCAGACAGUUUUGGCCCGGCCUGGCCAAGCUGGCCGGGGCUCUCGGCAACACCCAGCGAAGGGUGCUGGACCUGGAAGACACCGCGGCCUCUGAUCCGAAGGAUAUCCCGGCCAAGCUGGCAGCCAUGCAGGCCCUGCGUGGCAAGCUGGACGCUCUGCAGAGCGAGCUGGACUCCUUGGGGGCUUGCGGCAUGGAGCUGAUGUCGUUGUGCGGAGACCCAGAGAAGCCCACCGUCACCAAGAGCCUGGACGACCUGUACUCGUCUUGGCACAGCCUGAACAGGAUGUGGGCAGAGCAGCAGAAGCACCUGGAGGACCAGCUGCCGGCCUCGGUCACCGACCCAGCGACGAUGCAGAGGCUCUUGGCCUGGCAGGCAGAGGCCGAGGUCCCGGGGGAGGGGGACCCAGAGCUGAAGAGGGUUGCUCUCUGGUGGGCAGUUGGCAAGACUGACGCCGUCUCUUGGCAGGUGCUGCAGAAGGACGUCCUGUCUCACUCAAUGAUGGUGCAGGCCGUGCAGGAGGCUGGCUGGCGUCUGCAGCUGCCCAGUGAUGGCAGUGGGGCCCGUACGGAGGUCCUGCAGGGCAGCCUCCGGCAGCUGAGCCACCGGUGGAGCCAGGUCCUGGCCAAGACGGAGCACCGCCAGCUGGCCCUGGAGCACAAGCUGAGCCAGGUGCGGGAGGUUUCCCUGGAGGUAGCUGGGCUGGUGCAGUGGUUGGACCAGGUGGAGUUGCAGCUCUUCUCUUCCAAGCCCACCUGGGACCCCUCUGAAGCCACCAAGGACAAGCUGGCCGCACUCCUGGAACUGUGCGAAGAGAUGGAAUCCAAGUGGCCAACAUACCAGCGAGUCCAAGAGAAGCUCCGGCCCCUGCUGGCCUCCUGCCACCCAAACGGGGCCUCUAUGGCCGAGCGCAGCCUGAGGGCCUUGGAGCAGAAGUGGGCCAGCCUCAGCAGCUGCCUGCAAGAGCAGAAGGAGCAGCUCCUCCAAAGCCCCAACAGGGCUGCCGGGGUCCAGGCCGCCCUCCAGAAGCUCCUUAAGUGGGUCAAGCAGACCGAGGAGGCCUUGGCCGCCCUGCCUCCUCCCAGCUACAUCCUGGACACAGUCAGCAAACAGAGGGGGCAGCAGCAGGCUUUGGCACAGGAGGCGGAAGCCCAGAGCAAGAAGCUGGCAGGGUUGGCGGUGGGGGCUGCCUGCCUGACCCAGGACAACGGAGGUCCUCGCAGCCUGGUGGCCAGUGCCAAGGAGCGGCUGGCCAAGGUCCUGCAGCAAGUGACCGAGAGGGGGGAGGUGCUGGAAGAGGCCCACCAGCAGGCCAAGCAGUUCCGAGAGUCCUGGCAGCUGCUCCUCAAAUGGAUGGAUGGGCUGGAAUCAGCCUGCCCAGCCCCCGCAGGUGCCCCCCCUGUGAAGCCAGAGGACCUCAAGGCCCUUCUGGGACAGCACAAGGGAUUCCAGAGGCGCCUGCGGGCCAAGCGUCCCAUCUUUGAGGCCGCCCUGCAGCAGGGGGGUCUCCUACGCGGCAGGGCCCUCCUCCCUGCUGACGGCCAGGAGCUGGACGCGAUGCAGAGGGAGCUGAAGGAGCGCUGGGGGGCCCUGUGGAGUUGGGCGGCUGAGAGGCAACAGAAGCUGGAGGAGCUCCUGCUGUCCUCUGGCUGCUUCAGCGACGCCCUUCAGAGCCUCCUGGACUGGCUCUGUUGGGUCGAGCCCCAGCUGGCCGAGGAGACCCCUGUGGCUGGGGACAGAGACCUGGUGGGCACGCUGAUGGAGCAGCACAAGGCCUUCCAGGCAGAGCUGGGCCAGCGGGCGGUGUCUCUCAGGACGCUGAGGUGCUCUGCACAGGAGUUGGCACGAGGUGGGAGCAGCGUGGACACCCGGUGGCUGCAGAGCCAGAUGGAGGAGCUAGAAGAGCGCUGGGAACACGUCGGCCGGCUCUCCGUCUCCCAGCAGACCCGGCUGGAGGGGGCCCUGAGGCAGGCAGAGGAGUUCCACCGCCUGCUGUGCACCUUCCUGAGCCGUCUCUCUGGCCUGGAGAAGUCGGUCGUGGAUGGGGCACCCCCGGAGGAGGAGGAGGCCCUGACCGAGGGCCGGAGCCAGCUCGAGGAGCUGCAGCAGAGGGUGCAAUGCCAGCAGCUGGAGCUGGACUGCAUCAGCUCUCUGGGCGAGGAGAUCCUGAGCGCCUGCCACCCCGAUGCGGUGGGCACCGUCCACUCCUGGGUCGACCUUGCCAAGAGCCGCUUCCAGCAGCUCUGCAGCCGGGUCCAGCAGCAGGAGCAGCGGCUGCAGGCCCAGGCGGCCUCCCUGGCUGUGGACCGGAAGGUGCUGGAGAGGCUCAGCGACUGGAUCACAGCUGCCGAAGAGGCCUUGAGCCUGCGGGAUCAGGAGCCCCUCCCGGAGGAUGCCAGGCAGCUGGAGGAGCUCCAUAUUCAGCACAUGGUCUUCCUGCAGGAGUUGGGCCACAAACAGGCCGAGGUGGAGAAGGCGGCCAAGAACGGCAGGCAGGAAAGGGCGGCACAAGUGGGGGCGACGGCUUCUUCCUGCCAGUGGUCUUCUGGAUGGCAUGGCACCAGCAGAGCUUUGCCCCAGCCCCCCCUCGUGCCCCUGGAAGACCUGGAGCCCCAGAGCCCACUCCUAGCCCAACUGGUGCACCGCUGGCAGUGCCUCUGGCUGGCAGCUCAGGACCGGCAGCGUCGGCUCCAGCGCUCCCAGCAACGCCAUCCGGAGCUGGAAGAAAGGGUCAGCUUCGACUUUGCGGCCUGGCGCAAGCGGUACCUGCAGUGGAUCGGGCACAGGAAGUCCCGGGUGCUGGACAUCUUUCACAGCAUUGACCGGGGCCACGAUGGGCGCCUCACCCAGCAGGAGUUUAUUGGGCGUGUCCUGGCCUCCAAAUUCCCCACCAGCCUGCCGGAGAUGAAAGCAGUGGCCAAAAUCUUUGACGUGAACAGGGAUGGUUUCAUUGAUUAUUAUGAAUUUAUCCGUGCUCUGCACCCCAGCCGGGACGUCCUGCAAAGGGCAGCCAAUGUGGAUCACAUCCAAGAGGAGGUGAAGCGACAAGUGGCCGAGUGCAACUGUGUGAAGUGUUUCCAAGUGGAGCAAAUUGGUGCCACCCGUUACAGACUUGGGGAGUGCCAGCAGCUGCGCAUGGUCCGAAUUCUGCGAAGUACCCUGAUGGUGCGAGUCGGAGGUGGCUGGACGGCUCUGGAUGAGUUCCUGGUGAAGAACGACCCCUGCAGAGUCAAGGGAAGGACCAACCUGAAGAUCAAUGAAAGAUACCUCUCCCCGGGGCUUCUGGGGCGGAAGGGGACAGGCAGCCAAUCUGCCCCCGCCUCCAAGAUGCUCUCCCCCAGCUGUUCCACCCCCAGCCUCUGCCUGUACAGCAGCGCCUCGGCGCCCAGCAGCCCCGUCCCGAGGAAGGCUGUGCUGCGCCGGACACACUCAGGGGAUCGGUGCCUCCCCUCCUGCCAUCCGGCUGGGGCGGCCUUUGCCGCUGGAGCAGCUGGGCCUGGCGCUGAGCCCCCAGGUCACCCCAGAAGAGAAGCUGUUCCCAGGGAUGUCCCUGCACCCUGACCGCUGGAGCAGCUCCUUCCCCUCCAGGCCCCGCAAGCAGCAGCGGAGAGACUGGGCAGCCCCCGCCCUGGGAGGCUAAGCAGGCUGCCCCACCUUUUCCCCACAGGCAUCCCACCCCCUGCCCCCCACAGCCACCCUCCGCAGCCCUCCCUGGCAACGCGGCUGAGCUUCUCUUGGAGCAGGACCACCCUUCGGGGGGCACCUUUGGUGCUCCCACCAGCCGGCGGCUCAGCUGGCCGAGGCCUCGGGUGUAGCUCUGGUGCACCUGGGACAGAUUUUGGAAUGAGAGGCCUCUUGCCCUGGCUGAGCCCCCUCCCUCUGCAGGCAGCAGCCAGGGAGAAUCCUGGGCUUGACGCAGCACCAGGACCAAU